AUGUCAAAGAAACAAGGAGGAUGUUGUGGAAACGAUGCCAAGCCAAGUGACCCAGAUCGUAGAUCUGUCAUUGUGGACUCGGCAGAUAGCAGAGGAAAGCUGGAGAAGGGUGUCAAGCUUGUACUGUUGGGUGAUAUGAAUACAGGCAAGACAUGCAUUGCUUCUCGUCUGGUCAGGAAUGAGUUUGGACCUACUGAUUCAACCAUCGGCGCUGCAUUUUUGGUCAAGAAUAUAACAUUGGACAAUGGUGUCAAUGUGAAGCUCGAGAUUUGGGAUACAGCUGGACAGGAGAGAUAUAGAAGUUUAACGCCAAUGUAUUACAGAGGAGCCUCAGCCGCAGUCAUCGUAUACGACAUCACAAAGAAGCACACAUUUGAGACACUGAAGAAAUGGGUGUCUGAGUUGCAGAAGCAGGCAUCACCAAACCUGAUUCUGGCACUCGCCGGCAACAAGGUGGACCUGCCCAACCGCGAGGUGCAGGUGGAUGAGGUCAGCAGGUACAUUUCAGAGUUGGGCGAUGUCAUCUUUUUCGAAACGUCCGCGCAGACUGGCUACAACGUCAAUGAGCUGUUUAACGAGAUAUGCAGAAAGAUCGUCGAGACUUAUAAAUAG
Acytostelium subglobosum LB1 is the source of this 612-nucleotide messenger RNA. RefSeq lists its product as hypothetical. Bases 1 to 612 code for a protein of 203 amino acids. Gene Ontology annotation, molecular function: GTP binding; GTPase activity. The transcript is spliced from 5 exons. Lineage: Eukaryota; Evosea; Eumycetozoa; Acytosteliales; Acytosteliaceae. The record is from RefSeq and is a predicted model, not a curated record.